CCGCGUGAUCGCCGCUGUGCCUGUGCGUGUGAACGUGCCUGCUGAGGCCCUAAAAGCUGUCAUGGGGACUGGGAUGAGUAAGGUCGUGGAGGGCCUGUACCUUGGAAACAUCAGGGAUUCGGAGGACAGAGAGAACUUGGUGAAGCAUGGAAUCACGCACAUCCUCUCGGUGCACAACAAUGCCAAACCUGUGCUGGAAGCUCUUUCAUUUCAGGACAUGACCUACCUCUGCAUAUCGGCCUCUGACUCCUCGAACCAAAAUCUGAUGCAACAUUUCAAGGAGUGCAUCCAGUUUAUUCAUGACUGUCGUCUGCACGGGGGAGGAUGUCUCAUUCACUGCUUAGCUGGCGUUUCCCGCAGCACCACCAUUCUGGUGGCCUACCUCAUGACGGUGACCGACUUUGGCUGGGAAGAGGGCCUGGCAGCCACCAAAGCCGUCCGUUCUUAUGUGAGCCCCAAUUUUGGCUUCCAGGAGCAGCUCCAAGAGUACGAAACGACUUUGCUCAAGGAGUACCGUGCCUGGAUCCAGCAGGAGUAUGGCAAGAACCCGCUCCACGACCAAGAAGAGGUGCAGCGUUUACUCACCCUGCAGGAGGAGAAAGUAAAAGAGCAGCAAACUGGACUUGGAGAGACAAAUUGGAUGAAUGCUCCAAGCCCAACCAGUCCGCGGCCCCACACCACCUAUGCCAGCAGCAGUCACCGAUGGAUGAACAGAUAACAAGAGCUCCUUUUGCAGCUGCUCCCAAGUUUAGAUGCCCUCCAGAUGUGUCGUAUGACAACUCCCAUAAUCUGCAACCAUCUGGGGAUAACGGGAGUUGUAUUCCAACGCGUUUGGAGGCUGCGGAGGUGGAAAGGCUGCAUUAAAGACUUGGACUCAA
Molecule: messenger RNA, 878 nt
Organism: Elgaria multicarinata webbii
Lineage: Eukaryota; Metazoa; Chordata; Lepidosauria; Squamata; Anguidae
Product: dual specificity protein phosphatase 22-A-like
Exons: 7
Coding region: 62-718 (218 amino acids)
Biological process (GO): signal transduction; protein dephosphorylation
Cellular component (GO): cytosol
Molecular function (GO): protein tyrosine/serine/threonine phosphatase activity; protein tyrosine phosphatase activity
Source: RefSeq, a predicted model, not a curated record